UAACAUGAUCACGGAAGCAGAGCGCAAACACACUGGAUCACAGAACAGACAUGGACAACACUUCUCCUCGCUUCGCUUUGCUCACGGCCUUCAGUUUGUGGUUCUUGAUUUUUCAGUUUAAAUCCACUGAAGCAGUUGAUAUUUGCUCAGCUCCUUUUAGCAUUCCAUUUCCAGAAAACAACAAAGUGGACGAUGUUGUGCUAACAAUCACUGUCCAGCCAGAUGUGACACUUGACUUUGCGCCACCUCCUGCAAACCCAGAUAACCCGUUUAGACUUGAUGGGAACCAGUUGAGAGCUGUCAGAGUCCUGGACUAUGAGACGGUGAAGAACUAUGCGGUCCAGAUUUCAUGCACACAGACAAACACAGGUCUUUCGCUCCCUCUUACCUUCGUUGUCCUUGUGGAAAAUGUGAAUGACAACCCUCCAGUCUUUGACCAGAAUCUGUAUCUUGCUGACGUCGAUGAGCUGUCUCCCAUAGGCUUUACCAUUGGUCGCUUUGCUGCCACAGACCUCGACCAGCACCCUCAGCUCUACUACACCCUCACAUCUGAACCUAGUGCAUUUAAACUACAAUCCCCUACAAUUCCAGCAAUAAUGGUGGAUGCAACUCUCAACUAUGAAAAAGUCAGAGAAUACCAGCUGAAGCUGGUAGUUCAGGACACACCACUUGCCUCUGCACCUGUCGGGCCUUCAUUCAGUGCCACCGCAACCAUACAGAUCAGCAUAUCUGAUGGAGAUAACAGACCCCCCUGGUUUCAACCAUGCACAAAGUAUGAAGUGGGGGGAGCUGUGAUUUGUGAAAGUGCAGGAUACACUGGAACGGUUAACCUGAAUGAACAACAGACUGGAGCGUUAUCUCUGAAACCAGGACCGGUACACGCCAUUGAUGGAGACACUGGAAUAAAUGAGGAGAUAACAUACACAUUCCUGAGUGGGAAUGACGAGGGUCUGUUUGCAAUCAACCCAAGCACAGGUGACAUCACAAUGUUGAGGCCAGCUGACGUACUCGGAGAAAUUAACCUGGUAGUUCUGGCUGCUCAGAAGAUUAACGUGGAUCAGUUCGCCACCACCCAGGUGGGGAUUCGUGUUCAGGAGAAGAGCCUGCAUCUACCACAGUUUCAAAGGCCUCUUUAUGAAGGUCUCAUCACAUCAAUGGGCUCAGUGGCACUAGACCUACAGGACGACAAAAGGGCUCUACGGAUCCUGGCCACAGAUGAAGACUAUGCUGUCUUGGAGGGUAUAAAUCCUCACAUCACGUAUUCAUUUGAAGAAAGCGAGGACUUUGUUAUCAUCAAUGGAUUCUUGUUCCUGGUCAAUGAUCUGACAGAUGACACCUUUCGUUUGACUGUUGUGGCAAAAGACACAUCCAAUGAUGAAACAGCUACGGCCCAGCUGGUUGUGGAGGUAAAAGCAGGUAUCACCACCAGCGCUUUGCCUCAGAGCACUACAGACAUACCGACAACCACGGGAGGCAUCAUCAACACCGGAACGACAAUUUCAGCCAGCAGCCCCAGUUUAACAAUCCCUGCAGGAGGCUUCGGAGUGGAGGACAUGGCAGCACUUGGGGCAACCUUGGGGGCCCUUCUCCUGGUGUGUCUGGUGGUCAUUGGGGUUCUAGUCCAUCGCAUGCAAAAGGGAAAAGCCAACUGGAGGAAAAUCUAUGAGGCCAGCAUGUUCAGGAGCUCACUGAGACAAGGCCCGAGUGACCAGAAAGAGGCCAUCCAGUACACCAAUGAGGCCUUCCAGAUGGAUGAGGGCGGGGAUGGUGUGGACUCCGGUGGGCCAGCGGGGGGUCUGGGUGUGAAGGCUGGAGAACAACCAGCCCGUGACCAAUACUAUGGAAAGAAAAGUUCUGCACCUCUGCACAACCUUCUGCCUGAAGACACCAGUGACACAGACUCCAACAAGACCGACAGUGAAAAGGAGGUCAAACCCAUCCUGACCAAGGAGCGGCGCGUGGAGGAGGGCUACAAGUCAGUGUGGUUUAAGGAGGACAUCGACCCGAAUGCCAAGGAGGAGGUGGUCAUCAUCCCAGACAACAACGACCACGACAGUGAGGAUGAAGACAAUAAACCAAAUGCCAGAGAAGAUGAUGAAGAGGGCACUUCAUACAAGAGAAAGAUCGCCUUUGCUGACGCCGAUUUGGACAGUGGACUGGAGUUGAAGAUGGGGGAUCAGGAAGAUGACUCAGACAGCGGCAGAAGAUCGAACACUAGCUUGUAAGAACGGCGAUAAGAGGACAACACACCAGCAGCCAUGUGGAAGUUUAACCAUCAACAAACACGCCUAUUUAUACAAGUCAGAGGCGACACAGCCUGGAAGAAAUGCAUCAAAAGAAACCUGGAAACACAAAUAAUGAAUUGAAAUUAUUCAACCUAAAGCUGUUUUUCUUUUCUGAAAAGCACUUUGUCUUACAUAUUAAAGCGCUAUACUGAUUAAUCAAAGACUCAAGUAAGUAAAUCAGUUAGUUUUUCUCUAUAUAAAUGUAACUGUAAGAAAGUGAUCGAAGGUAAAAUGUCUUGAUUUUUUACAGUUUUAAGAAAACCUCCCUUCAUACAGGAAUCAUGGUCUGAGCUGCCGUGGAGCACGGGACAAACUGGCAAAGGUGGAUGAUCAAAUGAGUGGCUGUCACCAGCACACUGGUUGAUCAUUAACCUGUAUUGCUCAGAGCUGGCAGAACAAACAUGCCUGAUAAAAGUAGACCUGCAAACAGAACAGUCAAAUAACUGAAAAGAGAAGUGUGUCAUGAUGCUGAUAGUGUCAAUAAAUCCUUAUCUGUUCAUCACUUACCUCUCUGGGGCUGUACGGCAGAUUAACAGAACGAUUAAACCUUUAAAUCGUUGAUCAAUAACCCACUGGAGAAACCUGAAAAUGAUGUCUUCCCUUACUGCCUAAAACCUCUAACCUCUAAUCUCCAGCUGUCAUAAAUUAACAGCAUUUAAAGUCCCACGUCCAUCUUUUUUUAAUCUUCGGUAAAAGCGUCCCAAGUGAUCUUUUAAAGAAGAUUAGCCAAAAUCCAAAAACCUGUUUGUUUGUUUUCUAGAACAGAUGAUCUGAAAGGUCCACUAAAACGUUAACAAUUGUAUGGUCAGUUUCAUUUGUAUUGCUUUUUGUUAAGCUGCAGGAAUCUUGACAUUUUACACCUCAUUUCUUUAAAACACAAAUAAAAUACAACCUUGUAACUUGAAAA
Molecule: messenger RNA, 3192 nt
Organism: Oryzias latipes (Japanese medaka)
Lineage: Eukaryota; Metazoa; Chordata; Actinopteri; Beloniformes; Adrianichthyidae
Gene: cdhr5b
Product: cadherin-related family member 5b
Biological process (GO): homophilic cell-cell adhesion; cell-cell adhesion mediated by cadherin; cell-cell junction assembly
Cellular component (GO): membrane; catenin complex; adherens junction
Molecular function (GO): beta-catenin binding; calcium ion binding; cadherin binding
Source: RefSeq, a predicted model, not a curated record